Messenger RNA from Coregonus sp. 'balchen', 18694 nucleotides. NCBI's taxonomy places the organism in Eukaryota, Metazoa, Chordata, Actinopteri, Salmoniformes, Salmonidae. The record is from the annotation of a GenBank genome assembly.
AUGGCACCCUCCCUGGCCACAGCCUUCUCCAGGCGCUGGUGGAUGGCUGUGACUGCGGUCAUAGAGAACCUGCUGUUCUCUGCUGUGCUGCUGGGCUGGGGCUCCCUGCUCAUCAUGCUCAAGUCUGAAGGCUUCUACUCCUACCUCUGCAGAGAACCUGGUAAGGCUGUGUAGCAUGAUGCACUACAAUACCCAUAACGCUCUGUGUUACAUAUCCUGUUUUGUCAAUAUAGGGGAUUGAGAAAUGAAGACAAUUGGUUGGAUUUAUACAGUAUAACACUAUUCCAGGUGCUCAAAGAUAUUUUACGUUGUAGACCAUUUUUAUUACAAUGAAUAGGAAACCCCAAAAAGGGAAUACCUUUAUUAGAUGUGUUAUACGUAUGAGAAUGAUGGAAGGUUUUUGUUGCUUCAGUAUAUGCUUGGUUUAUGUUGCUUUAAAUGCUUGUUUCAUUGUGACAUUUAGCAACAUUUGUUUUAAUAGCAUUUUUUUCUGUAUGUAGUAUUACUGUCUCACUCAGCAAGUGAGGCACGUGAAUGGGUAUCACUUGGGCUUUGAAGGUCUGACAAAGAUUGAGUGUAUUUUAAGCAAUCCUACUUAUUAUGCUUAUUUAAUUCAGCAACAAAAGGUGUUUCUAUUUCACUACUGUGAGACAAAGAUGACUUUAUGUGUCUGUGUAGCUUUAAUUCAAUCACUUUUGUUGGAAUGGUCCAACACUUAAAUAGUGCUCUUUAGAACAAUACUGUAAAUUCUUUCAAUGGGGGUUACAAUAGAAUGGUGUGAUAGAAUGUUCAGAUUAACUGGAUAUUCUGUGGGCGAGGAUGGGAUGAAGGGGUGGGGGUUUCUAAUCCAAUCACAUUGAGCAGAGGAAUUGAAUGAGUUUCCCCUUACGUUUGACAUGAUCAGUUCCUCCUGAGGGUCUUUGUCUGCUUAAAUGCAAACGAAACCAGGGCCAUAUUCACAAAGUGUCACAGAGUAGGAGUGCUGAUAUAGGAUCCGUUUCUCCUUUUCGAUCAUGAAUAAGAUUACAUAGACAGUGGGGACCUGAUCCUAGAUCAGCACUUCUACUCUGAAACGCUUUAUGAAUACAGGCCCAGAACAACUGCUGCAGAUAAUGACCUAAUUGGGGUUUUUGUACAGAUUUAUUGAUGAUGUUGCCAUAAAGGAGAGUCUUUAAAAGAAAUCCACCUAUACAGCCUGGCUAGUCUUGAAAGUUUGCGAGAGGGAUUUAUUAGAUCAUUGGCCAAGACACUUGCGUUGUUUCCAGCCCCGCCGAAGUUGAGCUUUGAGAAAAAAUAACACAUCAAUAGCAGUCAGCCUGUUUAACAAGCCUCUAAUGCGGCUAUGAUUCAGAGCUCUCUCUCUAUCAUGGGGAUUUGAUGAUUCCACUAAAUCAUCCACAUCACAGAGAUGAUGGAUGAAACCAGGGGGUGGUGGGCAUGGGAUCUGGGAUGAAAGCACCAGGUACAUUUCUGUGUGCUCAUAAGGGCGUCUUUUGUUUUAUUGGUUUAUUUGCAUCCAAAUGCUACAGCGAACCAGUGACUUGGAUCCCCCCCCCCCCCCCCCCCCCCCUCUCUCUCUCUCUCUCUUUCUCUCUCUCUCCCUUUCUCUCUCUUUUUCUCUAUCUCGCUCUUUCGUUCGCUCUCUCUGUUCCCAUAGUCUAUGAAUCAUCUGUCCUCCUUUCAUCUUUCAAACACACAGACACUUAGGGAGGCAGUGGGCAUUAGAGAGAGGGAGGGAGAGAGAGAGGGAGAGAGAGAGAAAGAGAAAUAUGUGUCUUCACUGAGACCUUGAGAUGAUAGGACAAAUAAAGCACAUCAUCAUUAUGUAGGUCGUAACGUAAUAUCUUCAGAACAUGGCCUGUGAUGGACUAGAUCAUAUAAUAAUAUUGAUAGAGCAUGGCUUGUGAUUGACUCAAGAGUCCUCUGAUCAUCUGCCACAGUGAUUUCUAUUUGCCAGGCAGCAUUUAACAUGUCAAUAGGCCUUUUCAUUUAUGCAGAUCAGGUCAGUCUCGACACUCUUUCAUCCUUGCCUUCUCUUAUGUUUCAAAAGAUGAAUGCAUUCAAAGGGCAUCUGUCAAACAGAUUGCUGAGAGUCCUUUAUGUGUUUGGUGUCAUGGUGACUUUUGUCCCCAUAUCGUUGUUUCGAUUUAAAGGAUCUGAGAUUGGACUGUGUGACACUGUGGGCCACCUCUGUUUUGGUUCCUCACCUAUCUGCUAAUGGAAAAGUUUGUGGUUAGGCUGACAUUGUGAAGUGUGAGGCUCACAUUCCUCCCACAUGGAACAUCGUUGACUCCCAGUCCCUUCACCUCUCUCUCUCCGGCAGCUCUUGUGUUUCAUUACAUAAACUAGACUGUCAUCAUUCCCACAUUACAUUUAUCUUGGUAGAGUCUGUUAGUUUAACACUGUAAGGUGUGUACUGUUGACGUAGUUUGAUUUACACUCAGUUUAGCUAAGGCAUGUUUCACUGACAACAUGGACAGAACAUAUUGUACAGGAAAUAUCAAGCCUCUUGUUUUUAUUGUUAGUAUGAAGCAUCCAGUGCCAGUACUAUUACAACUACCAACAAAUAGAAUAUAAUAACUUUUUUUUCUCUAAUGGAACUUGGAAAAGCACGUUUCAUAACUCUUUUAUCAUCAUGUAUGGUGUCCCUGUCUUAGACCCCCUUCCCCCUCCCCCUCCUUUGCUUUAAGGUCAAGUAUAUGGCAGGGGUACAUAGUUGGAAUGUCUGUGUCAGUAUGGGCCCUAUGAGCCCUGGGGCAUCUCAUGUCGCUAGCUACUAGCAGGGAACAUGAGAGGCCCUAGGGCCAGUGUGGAAUGAGUGGAAGUGUGGAAUGAGUGUUGUUUCAGCAGAGACUUGAGAGAGCAGUGCGGACUCCCCGCUCACCCCUCACCUCACCCACCCUGUGACCCCAACCACCUCCCUGACAGAACUCAGCCUUACCGGCUUCCUUAAACUAGUCUGGUCACAGAUCUGUUUGUGCUGUCUUGACAACUUUUGUUUGGCUUGACCAUAGGAGUUGCCAAGACAGCACAAACAGACCUUGAGCAAGGUACUUAACCCUAAUUUGCUCCAGGGGCUACUAUGGCUGACCCUGUAAAAAUCACAUUUCACUGCACCUAUCCGGUGUAUGUGACAAUAAAACAUCAUAUUUUUAUUUUUAUCUGACACCAGGCUAGCUUCCUUCCAGCUCUUAUCAGCCGACUAUUUUAAUCAGUGUUGUGUCAGUGUUAUUAGUGCUCAGUAACAGUGGGAUGUUUGCGGUGUUAGGGAGGACAGGGAGGACAUUAUCUGGAGCUGAUUAAUAUUCUGUCUGCUCACUGCUUUGAAAUAGAUAGUGCUUUAAGGGCUGAUGAUGAUGGAAAAUACUGUCAGUUGGUUAUCUCUGGUGAGUCAAUGCGAGGAAAUGCAGACAUUCUACGCCUAUGGCAACCAUUUUCUAGCAACAAAGCUAGUCCGCUGGAUUCUAUCAGUCAUUUACAUUUAUCACUGAUAAGUGAUAGGGUCAGACGCAUUGAGAUUGAUACAGCAUCUAUGGGCAGAUAGAUUGAUUGAUUAGUUGAAGAUUGAUUAGUUGAUUAUUACACAAAGCAAUGUUUUUUUUGGACACGAGGAAGAAACACAUCCAUUUCCCAUUGAUGGAUGAUCAGGUUAAAGAUGACAAAUAUCACAUUAUGUUCUUAUUAUGUUGGUCAUGUAAUAAUCUUGUUAGCGCAUGGUCUUAGAGUCUGAAUGUUCUUAUUCUGACUCUAAAUUACAAGGAAGAAAGCUGCAGGCACAUACCUGAAAAGCAGGGCCCUAGCUAGAUAAAUGAUUUUAUUUGAAUAUUAUAGGUUAGGUGAAAUGUAGUAUCAUAGCAAUAAUGUCAGACUAAUUUUUAGUUCAUAUGAUUUCAAUGGAACUGGAUGUUCUGCGAGUCAUUAGAAUCACGCUGUAAAACCUCAGAACUGAGAAGUGAACAGUGUUUUGUUUGAAGGCGUUGUAAGGUCAGUGUUUGUGCUCUGCAAGGCUCAGGGCGCUUCCCUUAUUGACUCAGCAGCAGCAGCACAGCCUCACAUUGUCUGGAUUACUCAGCAGUAAGACCCCACAGCCAGGCAGGCCCAGCUGCCAUUGGCCUUCUGCUAACCUAUAUGUUAACUACCAUCUACCAUGACCUUUAACCUACAGAUUAUAUAAUACAGUCAUGUCUACUCCCAGACUCACUCUCAAGAAAACAACAACCUGCUUUUCAAGACUGCUUGAAAAACACCUUGUGUUACCAAAGGUUUUUGGAGAGAAACGUCACGUCACCUGAGAAUAACACUGAAAAAAAAAAACAGUUUGUCUCGCAGCCUAUCCUCCCCUAGGCCCUUACUCAAUGCCUUACUAGCUCCCCUAGGAUACUCAACUUUUUUUAUGAGACUUGUCACUGUCAAGGCUGUCAUCAUACUCUUUAAUUUUUUAUAUUUUGUGGGUGUUGGCUACAGUUAUUUUUCUCUCCUCAACAACAACAGCAAUCUGUCUCAUAACCAAGGCACUGGUGUCCAGUCCUUAUAACAAACAGUGUUAUGAAGUAUGAAAUAAAUAACUGAUGAUAUGAGCGCUCUGUCUCUAUCCUCUUGGGGAUUCACUUUGGGAAUGUUUGGGGGUGCUAAGGGGUUGGUUUGCCAUGGAGCUGCCUUGAUUUGGGGGUUCAGAGUAGACCCAGUUCCUUCCAGCUAUUUCUGCAGCUUGUUGAUCCCAGCAGUUUGGUUACAGUAUCUUUCACUGAGCUUUUUCUGUUUACCUGGCCUGUCCAUGGCUCACACUGUCUCAGGAAAGAGACACACAAGACACAAAUGAAACACAAAUAUAGAUGUACUGUUGAGAUGGAUGACUUUUCAAGAUGUUUCCUCUGAAAUCAAUGGCCUCAAGUGAGGGAGGACGUUUCUUAGAACACUUGCGCAAGAUAUCUUGCAAUCCAACCCCAAACAAACCUAUAUUGUAUCUGCACUCUCAGAAGCUUUUCAUUUUUCAGAUGGUCCAUGAUGUACUGCCAACAGGCACAUUCUAUCUAAUCAAACUAGAAUGUAAAGUUUCGGAAGAAACUUUAGUGUGAUUGUUUCAUCUAUGGGUCUUUUGAUGAAAUUAGCAUGACUGUCAUUUCCAAUCCCGUCUUUUUGACAUUUUAGUCAUUUAGCAGACGCUCUUUUCCAGAGCGACUUACAAUUAGUGAGUGCAUACAUUUUUCAUACUGGCCCCCCGUCUUGAUAGUCUGAUCAUACUUAAUUUCUCUACCAAAACAUCAGGAAUCCCUUUUGAAUGUAUGUUUUUAUAUCUUCUAUGUAUGAUGCUAAAUCUAUUUCCCUCUGGGACCAUAAAGUUGAAUUUGAAGGUUCCAUAAAGUUAUUUUGUGCCUCCAGGUAACAGCACCAGUCAGAACCAGUCUGAGCCAAUCCUGGUUGGGGAUGAGAAGGGGAUCACCCAGAGCCCCAUGGUGGAGGAGGACUACCUCAAGAUGAACGGCUGGCCCAUCUGUAAGGACCAGGAUGAGAUGCUGAACUUGGCCUUCACUGUGGGCUCUUUCCUCCUCAGUGCCAUCACCCUGCCCCUAGGCAUUGUCAUGGACAAGUAUGGCCCCCGCAAGCUCCGGCUGCUCGGCAGGUAAGAGAACAGAGACAAGGUAGUAAUGUACAGUUGUGGGCACUAUAAUUUAAGCUGAGGUGUUGGGGUGAUAGUCUCUGUACCCGGGUUUGAGUCCCGGAAGUGGCUAUACCCCAAAUUCACUAUAUUGGUGUCAGAAGUGGGAUGACAGAAUAAUUGCCGCAAUGCACAUGCAAACAUGGCGCUCUAAAGUGUUAUUGAGAUUGUCACAAAAACCUAUACCUCGGUACAGCGUUUAAUAAUUUUUAGUACCCACAACUUCCUGCUGCAUAUGUUUUUAUGUUCUAUUUCUGACUUGGCUUGGGUGUGUCUUAGUAUGAAUAAACCUUCCUCAUAUUCAACCUGUUCUCUGUUAUUUCAGUACCUGCUUUGCCUUCUCCUGUAUCCUGAUCGCUUAUGGAUCGAGCGACCCCAAGAGUAUGUAUAUUUCUUUAUUCUUUCUUUAUUUACUCAUGUUCUAUUCUAGAAUGUAUGUCAGUUCCAUCCCGUCUGCUUAACACAUGUGUUUUCCCUGCACAGAUCUGUCCAUCCUCAUAUUCUUUGCUCUGGCACUGAACGGGUUCGGAGGCAUGUGCAUGACCUUUACUUCUCUCACGGUAAGUGGUGUUUUCUCCUGUACUGCAGGGAGAGGGUGGGGAGGGGAGAGAGGGGAGUGAGCAGAGAGAGGUGGGGAUGGGGACAGUGGUGAGGAGGGGGGAGAGCGCUAAGGUGCAGGGUGGAGUAGGGAGACAGGGGAGCAGAGAGAGCAGUGGGGAGAGAGAGGUGGAGAGCGGAGUGGAGAGGGGAGCGAAGAGAGAGGGGUGGGCGGGUGGGACAUGUCAUAAACCGGAUGGAGAAAUGGGGAAAGUGCUGCAUCACAGGGAGGCCACGUGCAGAGGGAAAAGGAGAGGGAUGGAGAGGUAAAGUAAAAAAGAAGGAGGGACAGACCCUGCGCUAGAAAUCUAUUAUUCAACCGUGCUCUGGUCCAACUGAGAGCCAAAAAAAGACACCUCUUCAUUACUUAUUCAUGAUCCUGACGAGGGCCCUUUGAUUGGGCGGCCCAGACUGCUAGACUAGAUGUUCUGAUUCAUCUUGCCUUAGGUACGGCAGGGUUUCACUGACACAAUGGUGUUUACAGAUAACGUGAUUUCAUUGUUUCAUUGUUUAUCUGCAUAGAUACAGUUGGUAUUACUUUGUUGUCACCCCCCCCCCCCACCGCACUGUAUGCUGAGCUGACAAACAGGAAGUAUGAAGUCAGUCACACUUAGCGCUGCUGGGGUUCCUUCAACCCCUCCCUGGCAGUUUCCUGCUCCCUGGCCUCCCCACCACCCCCCACUGCAGGGGCUCAGAGGGGCUCUAUCUGUCUGUCUGUCUGGCACACUCACACACUACCACGACACCCAGAAGCUGCCCAGCCGGUUUCUUCUGCCCCCCACUUCCACUUCCAUACUGUCGUGUUGUUUUAAUUUUCUCUGGUUUCAUUCAUUCCCCACGCAAGAAUAUCUCAGCCUGUCCUGCUAUAGCCGUUUAGUUCCCUCACGUGUGUGUGCGCGUGUGUGUGUGUGUGUGUGUGUGUGUGUGCGUGCGUGUGUGUGUGUGUGCGUGCCAAGGAACUGGCCUUUGGUGUUGUUUCAGCUGUUCUGUUGCAGUAACCUCGCUCUUGUAAUUCCUUGCUCUGACUAACAGUGUGUUUUACACUGCUGGUCUGGGUUCAUGUUGUUUUGUACAGCCGGACCUUUUUCUUCGAAACUUUCUUCUUCUCCACUCUCCUCCCGGGCGUGGGGGUCAAAGGUUGUCACAGAGGAUUGUUUUAGUUUUUUUUAUUCAAAUGUACCCUUUUUUUUUUUUUUUUCCCACAAAAGCCGAAAUGGAUACAUUCAAUCAGUCUGAACUCAUUGAGUUUGUCCCCCACAGACAGUUGAUAUGAUAUUAUGUUAAGGUUUAUUCUGAGUUUCAAAGUCAUCUGGAUUGUAGAUUUACACAAAAGGAAAGGUAUGCAACACGAUACCCCUACUCCAUCACCUUUUCUUUCUUUCUAUGUGUUCUCUUCUUCCUGGUUCUUCUAAUUUGCUGAAAGGGGGUGGUUUGGAAGCUUGCCCCCUCCUUCCCUCCCUCUCACUCCUUCCCUCUCUCUAUGAUUGCACACUCAGCACUCUGUGUCCCAGGCAGUACAGCUGCAGUAAACAAGUGGAAGAGAACCCAAGGCGGUAGAGGAGAGCUCUUCUACACACCUCUGUUUUCUAUCAGUAAACUGCCUAGUCUAUCUCUGUCUGGCCGCAGCCCUUCUCCAGUUACCAGCAGCAGGCUGUCUGUCUCUCUCCCUCCCUCCCUCCCUCCCUCCCUCCCUCCCUCCCUCCCUCCCUCCCUCCCUCCCUCCCUCCCUCCCUCCCUCUCUCUUCUCUUUAAUAGCUUUGACCUCAAUCUCUCCCUCAGUCAGCCAUAGUAAUAGUAAUCACCACUGUGGAUAUCUCUCCUAACCUUCCUCUAUCUAUCUCUUUCUCAACCAGACCCCACUCCCCAGCCCCUCUCUCCGCACUCCUCCAACACAUGCACACACACGCACAUACAUAUAGACACAGAGCUCCUCCUCUUGUACAUUGCGGCACUUGUUAUGAUUAUUCUAUUAUCUCUGAGUCAUGUUUUGCUGUUUUGCAUGAAACACUAAUCCUUUCUAGGACUUAUUCAUUGGUCCCAAUCCCUCUCUGGGAUCUGUGUCACUAGGUCCUUGGGGGGAAUUAAGUUAAAAAGAAGAUAAACCUAGAUGAUUAUUUACCUCUUCCUGGGACUUGGAAAGAGAACGAUGGAGAGGGAUAGAGAGAUGAAUGUCAAAGGUGAAGUGAACUAAUGAUAGUCUUGUCCCAGAUCUGUUUGUGCUAGUCCCAGAUCUGUUUGUGCUAGUCCCAGAUCUGUUUGUGCUAGUCCCAGAUCUGUUUGUGCUAGUCCCAGAUCUGUUUGUGCUAGUCCCAGAUCUAUUUGUGCUAGUCCCAGAUCUGUUUGUGCUAGUCCCAGAUCUGUUUGUGCUAGUCCCAGAUCUGUUUGUGCUAGUCCCAGAUCUGUUUGUGCUAGUCCCAGAUCUGUUUGUGCUAGUCCCAGAUCUGUAUUAUGUUGUUCUCUUGCCAGGAAAGUACAAACAGAUCUGGGACCAGGCUAGACUAAUGAUAGUUCCUCUCUACUCAGACAGGGUCACCACCACGAACACCGACCCCCCUGCCUGUAAAAUGUCCUGCCAUCAGAUGUUGACUCGCUAACUGGUGCUUGAUGACACACUAUUAGACUGUGGAGCCACUGAUCUCAGGGUCAUGUUGAUUUCCUUAUUAAAGGUCAUGGAUGGAUCGUAGAGGCAGUCAACUGCUGCACAUGCUGUUGUUGUUGUUGUUUUCACCGUGCACUAGCUUUAGGUUUAAUGUCCAGUAGGGGCGGAUAGGGAUUCACAUCAAGGCCAGCAAUGCAAAAAACCAAGUGUUGAUGACAGAGAGAGAGUGAGAGAAAGAGCGAGAGACAGAAAGAGGGAGAGAGAUAGAGUGGUAGAGUGAUGGCACAGAGAUGGAGAUAUUCAGGCUGGUGUUGUCUGCGUGUGAUCGUCAGGGACACAGCAUGUUGACUCAUUUUAUGAUGGAGGUCUGUCCUGUCAGGAUUGGACCGGUUUGUACUUGUUCCCUUUGGCUGCUGAGAACCAGUCCAGUAAGCCCUGACGCUUUUACGCAACAGCAGCCCCUCUUCUCUCUUUCACUUCUCUGUUUCCCCCCUUCUGUCAAUUUCCUCCUUGUCUGUUCUCUCCGGCCUUUGUGCCUUAGAGGCUUUUAGUUAUUCCACUCUUCCACUCUCCUCUUUUCUCUCCCACUUUUUCCUCCCUCUGUCUCCAUCUCCUGCGCUAGAGAUAACGAUCAUUGCUGCCGUCACACAAAAGAAUCAGAUGAACCCAGAUGCAAUGGGUUGUUUUCUGGUUAGGGCUUGUUUUUCAAGUAGAACUGUAGUGCACGCAUUUGAGACACUCAUGCGCCUCUCCUGGUUAGCAACAUGUUGAUAUGGAAAGUGUAGAAUGUGUAGUAUUGACUUAGAUAAGAAUAGGAUAGGAUUGCUUCCUUUAUUGGCUUUAGAGGAACACUGCUUACCACAGGCAUUCUUUACUGUAUGCAAACAUCACUCAGCAUUUCAGAUAGGAAUUUUCUCAAGUGAUAACUAAUAGCACUUAGCCUAGUGAGUGUAUGAAAGUGUAUUGUAAACGUUUUGUUAUCUGCUCAGGGCACAGACACAGCACUGACUGCAGUGUAUAGAUCCGGAGUUAUCAGCCUGUAUUGGUUAAAGACUCUGGGAUUGCCCAUCAUGUUGUUGCUCCCCCACAACAACAUAGCGACCUUGUUUAGCUUCCAGUACAUCCUAUAGAGUUAGAUGCUACUCAUAGUCCAACACUCUACAAACAGACUUUAUCUCUUAUCUCCAUGACUGUUCAGAUCCCAAAAUGGAGCCAUGUAGAGAUUGGUAGGUGAAUGCAGACAGUCCACCAUUUGUAUUGACCCUGCCUUUUCUGCCUGGCUCUAGCAGAGCUAACAAAGACGGUCUGUGUCCAAAUGGCAUCCUAUUCCCUAUAUUGUGCACUACUUUUGACCAGGGCCCAUAGGGACUUGGUCAAAAGUAGUACACUAUGUAGGAAAUAGAGUACCAUUUGGGAUGCAGACAGAGACAGAAACAGAAACAUGAAACAGGAACAGGUAAUGUCUCAUGUGAACUGAUAUUGGCCUAGAGAGAAAAGAGUUGGCCAAUCAUUAACCAGCCCUGGGUUGUUGUUUCUGCCUCUAGACACUGUAUUUAGUCAUGCCUGAUGGAGCAGAAUUCAGGAAGUGCUCCGAAAUUAGAACAGUGUACGGUGGCCAGGUAGAUUAGGAAGACAAACUUAUGGCUGCACCGCUAUCAGGGCCAGGUUCACUAGGCAAACAUUGUUCAACGUUGCAGAGAGAAAUGUCAUUAUUAGUGCUGACGUGAUUCCUUAUUCUACAUCAUAAACAGUAUUUCUAUCUGAAUGUUCCACAAUGUAGCGCCCCAUUGGCUUUUUAACUAGGUGACACAGAUCCUGUUUCCCAACCUGAACUUGCCUCUCCUCACAAGCUGUAAAUCUACCUCCUUCAGUACAGUGACAGCUGGAUACCCUUCUUAUUGUGUUAUAGUUAUAAGACAUAAUUAUGUGGUUUGAUUUCUGCACGUGAACGAGAUCGAGAAACUUGUUUGUGGCGGUUUGUUUUGGAACCACCACAGUAACUCUCAGUCAAACUGACUUCAGACCACUAAAACUAAUGAGGCAACUACAGUAAUUGCAGCAUUUAGGAUGUGAGCUGGUUUGGACCUACAGAUGCUGUUGAUGUUUUAGGCUCUACCUUCUGUUGACGAUUCACUAUUUUUCCCUUUCCCCCCAUGUCCUUCAUUUGAUCAAAGGCAGGUGAACUCGUUCCAUUACAUCCAAACCUGGUAAACAAAAAUAUUAGCAGAACAGACAGACAAAGGGUGACUGGGAUAUAGGUUAGUGCUUGUCUGUCUGUCUGUCUGCCUGUCUGUCUGUGACUGACUCAGUGAGGUCAUUGUUGUCAUGUGAUAGUCUGGUGACACACUGACAGUCUGGUGGUGACAGAUAGAUAGGGGAACUUUGAGGAGAGCAGAGCAAUGGAAAGCACAUCCCUGACGACACUCAAGCACAUUAUUCAGCAUAUUCCGUAUGAGUUUACUCCAUGGCAAUGCCACAGCCAACACUGCUGAUUGAAGCUGUGUGAAGUGGAGGUAGGUAGGGUCCUAGGAGAUAUUGUGGAGAAGUAGCCUUGCAUAAGACCAGUGUUUCACUCCUCUGUCUGCCAGCCUGAUAACACAGGCAUACACACACACACACACACACACACACACACACACACACACACACACACACACACACACACACACACACACACACACACACACACACACACACACACACACACACACACACCUGUUUGUUUUACUAUCCUUGUGGGGACCAAACAAUUGAUUCCCAUUCAAAAUCCUAUUUUCGUUAACCCCUGAACCUAACCCUUACCCUUAACCUAACCCAACCUUAACCCCAAACCCCUAAACCUAACCCUAAUUGAAGCCCUAACCCUAAGCCUAAAAUACAAUUUUUCCUUGUGGAGACUGGCAAAAUCUCCCCACUUCUGGUCCCCACAAAAGAUAGUAAAACCAAGCACACACACACAAACACACACACACACACACCUGUUCUUGUGUUGCCAAGUAGGCACCAGUGCCUUACUCACUCCUACUGUCAUAAUAGAGAUGUGUGUAGCUCAUUUCACUUCUCCAGGAGGACUGGAAUGUGAUUGUUAGUGUUUUGAUUCUACCGUUAACCUUUGUUCCAAUUAGUGGUCAAAGGUAAUGACGUCUGGGGAGGCCACGGCACGGGGUGAGAGAUUUCCUCCAUGGCUCUAACAAGCAGGGAACCUGUGGUGAGGGUGGAUGGAUGGACGGAUGGAGAGAUUGGUUCUGGGGAGUUCUUGGAGAACUGUGCCCAAGUUCAACAAAUAUGCCAUGAAACAUUUAUGUUCAGGAGUUGUUGGCUGGUGAAUGGCUCAGUCAGUACAUUUCUGGUGUGUUUCUAUCAGUGGUGUAUUUUGAUCUCCCUCGUUUCUCUUCUCCGACUCUGUCAUGGGAGAUUCAUUCAUGGAGAUAUGGAGGGCUGCCUUGUCAACCAGACAGAUGUUGCUUUCCCCCUUUUGUUUUGUUUUCUUUCUUUCUUUCUUUCUUUCUUUCUUUUUCUUUCUUUCUUUCUUUCUUUCUUUCUUUCUUUCUUUCUUUCUUUCUUUCUUUCUUUCUUUCUUCUUUCUUCUCUCUCUCUCUCUCUCUCUCUAUCCCUCCCUCCCUCCCUCCCUCUCUCCCUCUCCCUCCCUCCCUCCCUCCCUCCCUCCCUCCCUCCCUCCCUCCCUCCCUCCUUCUGUUUACAGUUAGGAGUUGAGUUGGGAACAGCCUGUGCUCUAACCUCAAGUAGAGGGCUAAAUAUGCAAGCUGCUCUGGACUUUCUCUCACUCUGCCAUAAAUAGUGUGGGGAAAGCAUCACCAAUAAUCCACCCACAUUACUCAUUCUCUGUCAACAACCUCCAAAAAACAUAUUUACGAUUUCCUAAUAUGAUGUCAUGCCUUACAUUUGUGGAAAAACAGGGGUUCUCUAUGGCUUUGCAUGUGUCUUCAUACACAUGUUUAUACACAAGUGAAUGCAUUGAUCUGAUUUAAGCGUGGCCUAGUCUUAUGUCCUAUCUCUUUCUUGUGUUCUCUCCUCAGCUUCCCAAUAUGUUUGGUGACCUUCGUUCCACCUUGAUCGCUCUCAUGAUUGGAUCGUAUGCAUCCUCCGCUGUCACCUUCCCUGGGAUCAAGGUAACUUACACACACACAUCUACUUAGCUAGUCUACACAUGCGUGCACACCAUGCACAUCAUUAUGCAUGCACACCAUUAUGGAGGCUAGCUAUCAAGGCUAACUGCUUUCUACUAUCAGGGCUACCUAUUUGACUCAACUUUCCUAUUCCCACAUGUCAGUGUGAAGUUCAGACAUAGAGGCUGAUGUUGUGGUUGUUGGUCCCUGUUUGCUCUCUCAUCAGGUGAUCUAUGACCUAGGAGCCACCUUCAUCACCAUCCUGCUGGUGUGGGCUGCCUGCGCUGGCCUCGUCUUUAUCAACUGCUUCUUCAACUGGCCCCUGGAGCCCUUCCCUGGACCUGAGGAUAUGGACUACACGUAAGACACUCCUAAACAUCACACUCCUUAACAUAAAAUGAGUUCGCUUUUCUCGUUUUUAUUAGUUUUACAGCAUAUUUCCAUUCCUUGUAACCUAAACAUCGCAGACAUCCCCUUAACCUAAUAUUAGUUUAGUAUUACUAGUAUUUUCUCCUUAUAUCAUUAGUUAUAUCUUUAGUUAUAACCUAAAAGACAUACAGUUCCUAAUAUUAGCCAACAAUAACAGGUUUAGGGGAUAAUACUAGGACUUGAGGUUCAUCUACUUAAACUGGAGUAGGAAUAUUAAGUCUCCUCAGUACACUACAUCCCCCAGCACACAUUCCUCUGCAGCAUGGCGAAGGCUUGAGGCCCUGGAAAAAAGGAAAGCUAAUGAGAUGAGGAGCUCAACUGGCUUUGCUCUCAUUCACCUGGAUUUAGUCUCAUCCUUUGCUCAGUUUUUCCUCCUCCCCCGCUCCCUUUCUCCCUCUCGCUCCCUCUCUCUCUUUCUCUCUCUCUCUGUCUCUCUCCCUAUCUCCAUCUCUCCCUCAGUGUGAAGAUCAAGUUCAGCUGGCUGGGCUUUGACCAUAAGAUCACUGGAAAGCAGUUCUACCGCCAGGUGACCACGGUGGGGAGACGACUCAGCGUGGGGAACAGCAUGAAGCAAAACCCCAAGGAUCUGGCCCAACAGGAGGGCAACAAGCUGUGUCUCUCCACCGUUGACCUGGAGGUCCAGUGCAAGUCCCAGGAGGAAUGUAAGUGUCUGGCCAGGCCACAUCUGUUCAUCCCAGACCAGAGAACAUGACUCGGCUCUCUGCUUUUGAUGUCUUUCAGAUGGAGAGUAGGAAAAUAAAUAAUGACUGUGCAUUUUCUGUGCACACUGUGAGUGUGAUGGGGUUCAUUCUCGAAAUGGAUUUGCCAUAAUGGUUUUCAAGCUCUGUACCUCCCCAAAUCCAUACUCCAUGAGGCCAUAAGCCAAUUUAACAGUUUCAUUGUUAUACCAUUUUGAAUAAUUUGGACACAACAAAGGACAUGUCUGCCAGAAACCUGUCUGAUGUUAAAAGACCCACAAAAACUGUACAACCACUUCACCAACACAAUAUCCUGCUUCAGCCAUGGUGUAGAAUUUAGAUAGGAGCAGACUGACAGAGAAAAAUAGAUCCAACACAACAAUACAAUGGAUCAUUGUAGCCCUGCUUUAUGGGUAAACAGAGGUAAACAGUCGACCAUAUGCUAGAUCUGGGCCUGUAUCUUGUACUGAUCUAGGAUCAGGUCCCCUCUUUUUAUUUAUUAUGAUAUAAUAUGCUAAACUGAUCCUAGAUCAGCACAAGAUACAGGCCCAGAUCUAGCAUAUGGUCGACUGUUUACCUCUAUGAUGGAUUGCUAUUCCAUAAAGCGGAUUGCUAUUCCAUACUCUACAACUCUUUGUAAAUACGGGCUCUGACUGCAUCAGUGCAAUGUUGAUGUUUCAGAAUGGGCUCACCACCAGCCAGUAUUUUGGUCCCAGCCGCCAGCUUGUCUGAGGGAGUGCUGUCAUUGGCUCUGAGGUCACCAAGGCCAUCCUCCCUCUCCCAAAUGAAAUCCUGCAAACGCACAACUGGCUGUGCACUUUGCAUUCACUAACCCAGAUCUGUACACUGCAAUUAGCCACAAACCUCCAAAACACACUUAAAUCAGCCACGUGCCCCCUCCUCGCCUCCGCUGUGCCCCCUCCGCGCCCCCUCUCCCCCUCAGGCACGACCUGAGGGUCACAAACUCCCAGCGGGGCGCCAUGUGGUUCUCUGCAGGCUCUCUUUGGUACCAAACGGACCGUGCAAUCGAUUCGGACCGCAUUCCAAGAAGUGCUGCUCGGAUUGGCGGUGGUGGGGCCGGGCCAGAGGGGCCAGAGGGCAGAUAGCAGUCAGUAAGGUCCUGGGGGGGUCAUUAUACACACAGGAUGGAUGCCCGCGGUUCUGUAACCCUGCUGGACAAGUUCCACGUAUCAGGAGGUUAUCAAGGGGCCUCUCUCUCUCUCCCCCUCUCUCUCCCUCUCUCUCCCUCUCUCUCUCUGUCUCUCUCUCUCUCGCUCCCUGUUUGCCCACUCAUCAUUCUGAUGCAUGUGAAGGUGGUAAUUUAUUUGGUUGUUAGGAGUUUUUUCCCUUUCAAAGGAGACUCACUCAAAAAUACUUUAUCCCUCUGGGGAUGGUGCCUGGGACCUCUUUUGUGGACCAGUUCUUAUAUCAACUAACCCAUUAAGAGACUGUUUUGUGUUUAAGUAAACACUGGUCAUGACGACUGUUGCCAGUGUAGGCUAGGUAUUUUGAAAAUGAUCACGGUGUGUCCUUACAAGUGUGGUCACAUAGUGUGCUAGUCAAGAAUGUAAACCCAAGGUAGGAGUGCUGAUCUAGGAUCAGAUCCCCCCCUCUUAUUCAUUAUGAUCUGCAAGACAAAACUGAUCCCAGACCCUACUCUGAGACGCUUUGUGAAUAAUAUUCUAACACAUAUUAUGGGUCCAGGACAGAGGGGAGACCCAGUGUUAUAGAUGGAGACAGACUGUUAGAACCACCUGCUCUCAUGUACCAGCCUCUAAGCCCCUUGUCCAGCCAGUAUGUCAACUAUGGGUCCAGUCUCCAGAGCAUUGGACAGAUACCUGCAGCACUGGGUAAUAAAUGCUGGACACAUCUGUGGCGUGACCAUUAAGACAUUUCCACUGCCCUGCCGCAGCUUUUACAGCUUUGAGAUCAGUAGAUGAUUAACGGACCAUGGCCCCAGUCCCCUUGCUUACAGCACAGACCCCCACAUGUUACCUUGCCAUCCAGGGACCCAUGGACUAUUUAGACUUCGAGUUUCCCUAUUUCCCUACCUCCAUGUUGUUUCUGAGGUGAAGCAGCUUGCCCUGGUAGUUUUCCAUCACAGCAUGUUGAGGAAAUGAAAGAAGGCCUAUCCUGUACAGUAUACACAGUAAAACCUCACUGCAAUCUGAUAAAAAAUAUGAAAAUCCUGUGUAUUAUCCUCCAAUAAUAAAUUGAGUUAGCCAAAUAGCUAGCAUUCUGAGAUUUAAUGCAGCAUCACUGUUUAACCUUCAGUUUUACUGGAGUGAAUGGUAAGGUACUGUGUUCUGUUGUUGUUAAUCUGUCUCUCCUCCUGUGUCUCCACAGCCCAGUCCUUCAUGAAGAGUGUCUUAAGCCCUAUCUUCAUGCUCAGCCUGAUCACCAUGUGUGUCACCCAGCUGAGACUUAUCUUCUACAUGGGAGCCAUGAACAACAUCCUCGAGUCGCUGUCCGAAAGAGACUUCAGCACAGGUGUGUGUGCGUGCGUGUGUCUUGAAAAUGUGUCUUGAACAUGGGCAUGAAAAGCUAUCAAUCCCUUGUAGUGUUGAUAUAGUAGUUUACUUUACAACUAGUCACAGAAUUGCUGAUUUGUCAUUCAAAUCUUGUAACCUCCUUUGUAAUCUCUCCAACCUGGAGUUGUUUCACACUGCCCUUAUUUCAGUCUCUGAAUUGCUUCGGCUAAUUCUUCUUGCUCUGUCUCUCUUCCUCUUCCUCUUCCUGUCACACUGACUUCUUACUGCCUCUGCAGAUGAGAAGAUGGAAGUAGGUAAGACUUCAGGCUAGAUUAGAUGAGCAUAGAGCAUCUAUUCCCCUCUCUGCCUCUGACAUUGAUUCACUUUGACUUAAGACUCUGGCUUACCUCAUGAAUCAUAACCUAAACUGCAACCCUGUCCAUUUUGCUGUAAACACCAUGCUAUUUUGAUGGAGUGUAAGCUUUGGAGGCAAUAGUCCUGGGAAAUAACAUGUCUCUGUCUCUCCUGCCAUUCACAGUAAGUGUGUACACCUCCAUUUUCGGAGUGCUGCAGCUGCUGUGUCUGAUGACCGCUCCAGUGAUCGGGUACAUCAUGGACUGGAAACUCAAAGAGUGUGAGGAUGAGAACACGAAGCCGGGCACAAGGUGAGUUUCACAUGCAUGAACGCACCCAAGCUCACACACACUCACUCAUGCGCAUGCGCAUGCACACACACAUACAAACUCCAAAAGAGAAUUCCCCUGCAUCCCAGAUACUCCCGUAGCAUCCACAAUACAUUUCUAUUUUAUCUGUAUAACCAGAGAGUAUGUGUGUAACAUAUGAUGUCCCCUCUGAUAGAGACCUUACCCAGCCCAAGCGUCGUGACAGACAGAUCCAGAAGAUCAUCAACGCCACGCGGGCCUUCAUCUUCACCAACCUGCUACUGAUGGGCUUCGGGGUCACCUGCCUCGUCCCCAGCCUCCCUCUCCAGGUAACUCAUCUCUCCAUCUCUCCUCCAUCUCUCGCUCUCUUUCCUCUCCUCUAGGAGCUUUGGAGAAGCAAACAUUUCACUGCGUGUAUCCCAGUGUUUUGUAAAGCCCUCCUAGAGGCAAAGGGAGAGAAAGAGGGCGAGGGAUUCACAUGUUAUUGCAGCUGAUCCAUUGUUUAAUUCAACAGUGUCCCCUGGUGGACAGACGUGUCAUUACAAGUUAUGCAAGUUAUUUGCAACCCAGUUUUGGGAACAUCUCUGUCAAGCCAUUAUUUAUUAAACAUGGACUCCAUUUUAGGAUGAAGGAACACGGCACUAUGCGUGCCCUGGGCCCACCAUGCGUGCCCUGGGCCUGUAGAUUCUACAACACAUCAUGUUGAACUAUUUGUUUUUCUCCUUUCUUCUCUGCUCUCAGAUUCUAUCGUUUAUUCUACACACCAUUGUGAGAGGAUUCAUCCACUCUGCGGUUGGAGGGCUGUAUGCUGCUGUGUAAGUGUCUCAGGAGUGUGUGUGUGUGUGUGUGUGUGCACCGUCCCCUCCACACAACCACCUCAUGCUGGUUGUCCUCCUUAGGUACCCGUCGUCUCAGUUUGGCAGUCUGACAGGCAUGCAGUCCCUCAUCAGCGCCCUGUUCGCCCUGCUGCAGCAGCCCCUCUUCAUGGCCAUGAUGGGCCCCCUGAAGGGAGACCCCCUAUGGGUAAGAGAGCAACGCCCUUUCACCCUUUCCAGAGUUUACACAAACUACAGCACACCUAUUGCUCAGUAAUGCUGAAGACUCACGUAUUGCUAAUGUGCUAUAAGCAUAAUGCUGCAAAGGCUACUGUAUUCGAGUGACGUGUAGCAGCCAUCUUGUUCUAAAGUAAUCUGCCCACAUAGCACACACUACUGUCCCGAUAUGAAAACAACAGAGCCGUUCCCUCCCUUCUUCUGACUGAUGAUGUCACUUCCUGUGUGUUGUUGUGUGCAGGUUAACGUGGGUCUGCUGGGGUUGACGGUGCUGGGCUUCUGCCUGCCUCUCUACCUGCUCUGCUACAGCCGCCAGCUCCAACGCAAGAAGCAGGAGCGCGAGGAGGACCCCAAGAUCUACGUCCAGAUUGACAACGGCAGCAAGCCCGAGGCCUUCGUCUAG